AUCCCCAAAGUGGUAGCUUUACAUAACAGGGCAAAAAAAGCUUACCUUUUGAUGCGUGAAGCAUGUAAUGUGUAAAGUGAAUUUUAGAAGAUUUUAUUCCAAGUUAUUUUAGAGCAUUUCUAACAUUUUCACACAACGUAAAUGACAGCUGCUGUGUUCAAAAGAAGUAGAGAAACAUAAACUGGAAAAAAAUGGAGACAGGGCCUACACGGUUUGUUUUUCUGAUUUCAGUUUCUGAAAUUAUUUCUAACAGGUCUAAUUGGACUGAUUCAGCUUUUUCUCACAAAGAAGAAAGUCUAAAUGAACUGAGAACAGGGUUUAAAUACAGCUCCAGAUGAGGAUACAUGGCAGACACAUGGCUCGGUUCAGUGUUCAGUGAUAUACAAGUGAGUGUGUUUGCACUCAGCCUGUGCGGCCCAUAGAGAGCAGUGUUAGCCAAAGUGAGGGCUCGUGAUGAUCAGCCCGUGCGCGCCCAGCUCCAGGAGAGCCAGACUCAGGGACAGCUGAGCCUCUCUGUUCAUGGCAUUUCAGAUGAGAGGUCCACGACGACGGACCCUGUCUCCCUCAGUUCACCAUAUGGUUCUGCUCCUGAAGUAUAAAGCUAGGCAGACUAGGUGAAGGAGAGUCCCGUUCGAGCAGGAUUGUCAGCUGUUCAGGCUUUCGUUCGGAGUUGGAGCGCUGCUGGAUGGAAGCUGCAGCUGAAGCGGCGGCUGGCCUGAGCGAGGCCGGGGAUGAGAGCCCGUUAUCCGGGGCAGCGGCUUCAGACGAGCCGGAGCCGGGUGUCGGUGACAGCUACGGACUGGAGCUAGGGGACGCGGAUGCUGCCAAGAAGGCCUUUAUCACAGAGAUGCCGUCAUCUUCAGGCCAGCCGGGCCUCGGAAAGAAGAUUGGGCACAGGGGAGUGGAUGCAUCUGGAGAGACGACUUACAAGAAGACCACAUCAUCAGCACUAAAAGGAGCCAUUCAGCUGGGCAUCGGCUACACGGUGGGCAACCUGAGCUCCAAGCCAGAGAGAGAUGUACUCAUGCAGGACUUCUAUGUGGUGGAAAGCAUCUUCUUCCCAAGCGAGGGGAGCAACCUGACGCCAGCCCACCACUUCCCAGACUUCCGUUUCAAGACAUACGCUCCCGUUGCCUUCCGUUACUUUAGGGAGCUCUUUGGGAUCCGACCCGAUGACUAUCUGUACUCGCUGUGUAACGAGCCUCUUAUCGAGCUCUCCAAUCCUGGGGCCAGUGGCUCUGUGUUCUACGUUACCAAGGACGACGAGUUCAUCAUCAAGACUGUCAUGCACAAGGAGGCUGAGUUUCUGCAGAAGCUUCUUCCUGGAUAUUACAUGAAUCUUAACCAGAACCCUCGCACCUUGCUGCCCAAGUUCUUCGGCCUGUACUGCGUGCAGUCUGGAGGAAAGAACAUCAGAGUGGUGGUGAUGAACAACAUCCUGCCCAGGGUGGUCCACAUGCACCUCAAAUAUGACCUCAAGGGCUCCACGUACAAGCGACGAGCAUCUAAGAAGGAGCGUGAGAAAGCCAAGCCUACUUUCAAAGACCUCGACUUCAUGCAGGACAUUCCGGAAGGCCUGAUGCUGGAUGCAGACACUUACAAUGCCCUGGUCAAGACUCUUCAGAGAGACUGUCUGGUGCUGGAAAGCUUUAAGAUCAUGGACUACAGCUUGCUGCUGGGGGUGCACAACCUGGACCAGGCAGAGCGUGAGCAGCAGGCGGACGGCUCCCAAGGCCGCAGCGAUGAAAAAAGGCCACUAGCCCAGAAGGCCCUUUACUCCACCGCACUGGAGUCGAUCCAGGGAGCCUCGGCCUGCGGAGAGGACAUCGACACGGAGGACACAAUGGGAGGAAUUCCAGCAGUGAACAGUAAAGGAGAGCGUCUGUUGCUGUACAUUGGAAUCAUUGACAUCCUGCAGUCUUACAGGUUAAUAAAGAAAUUAGAACACACAUGGAAAGCUCUCGUCCACGAUGGGGACACUGUGUCUGUUCACCGGCCCUCUUUCUAUGCAGACAGAUUCUUCAGAUUUAUGAGCAGCACAGUGUUCAGGAAGAGCACCUCCUUGAAGUCUUCUCCUUCUAAGAGGGGUCGUGGAAGUCUUGCAGUGCCCAAACACUCAGGGCCUGGAGCGGCCUGGUCAGCCAGCCAGCUGCCCUCUGAGAGAGAUGAGAACAUCUAUGAUCUGCGGGGAGCACGCAGCUUCCCCACGCUGGAGGACGAAGGGCGAUCAGACGUGCUCCCCUGCACGCCACCGUCAUUUGAGGAGGCCACCACAGCUUCUAUCGCCACAACACUCUCCUCCACCACCUCCCUCUCCAUCCCUGAGCGCUCUCCAUCCGACACCUCCGAGCACCCCCGCUACAGGAGGCACACCCAGACUAGCCAGGACGGAACGACUCAGGAGGAUGAUCAGCAGAUUAUUACGGUUGAGGUGGAGGUGAAGAGGCGUGAUAGCGAACCCAUGCUGACCGCACCGCAGCCCUCCCCAGAGGCCAGUGAAGCCUCAGAAGCCCCUGCUGAAGCUUCCUGUUCCUCAGUUCCCGCCAGCCCGAGGAUAGUGGUGGACUCAGACCGCACCAGCCAAGCCUCAGGCUGCCCCAGCCGCUCCUCUGUGGACGAGGACGAUGAUGUGCCAAUCACUGACAUUUACUUUUUCUCAGAUGGCAGCUAUUGUGUCUGUCAGCCUGUUAGACGCACCGGGACGCUAAAUUCAGGCCACAGUCAGCCGCCGGAGGAGAGGAGCUGGGUGUAUUCUCCUCUGCACUAUGUCACAGACUCUAAAACUCUGCCCCAAGGGGACGAGGAGAGCGACACAUAAUCAGCCCUCUGGAGCUGCUUGAGGACGACUCUGAAGACCCCUCAGGUCUCGCCAUGGCUUCCAACUCAACUCGACUGACCUUACUUCCUACCAACGUUCGCGCAGCUGGUGUCACCAGCUGUUAUAUUAGUCAGAUCCAAAAGCAGAAGCGAUGUGGAGCUGCGGUGUGAAGCUUAGCGCUGUAGGUACACGAUGUGUCAUUCUUCUGUCAUUCCGUCUACUGACAGCACCAGUAAUAACGGCAACAUUCAAAGUUAUUUAUCUGUAAAUCAUAAACACUGUUUUUUAUUUCCUUUUUUUUACUUUUUUAACGUGUGUUUUUUCUCUGAAUUCGAUACUGUGAACGUUUUCAUACGUAGAGAGCUGUACAGUUGGUGGUUUCGUGUGUGAUGUUAGUUUUGAGGAAUAUUGCUCUACAGAUGGGUACAUGCUUGACUGAAAACACACUACACUUGUUUGAAAACCCUAAGAACAGUUUCAGAGGCUUUCAAGCAGCAACUUUAACAUUAAUUGCAAUUAAUUUUUAACUUGUCAACAAUUUGACGAAUGUAUUGCAUUGCUGUCAUAUUGACCUUUUUAAUCUGCAUUCGCAUUCCUCAUCAUAUUUCAUCAUGAAUGAUACCAAUUGAUAAGUGAUCAUGACUGGAACACUAAAUUUUAAUGUUUGUUCACAGACAUACACUAAGAGCCCACAGUUUCCUGAGCUAUUUUCAUUACUGUGGCUUAGCAGUUAUAUUUACAGCUGAUGUUUGAAAACGCAGUGGUAUAUAAAUACGCUGUACACUCUCAGAAAAAGAGGUAAUAAACUGUACCUUCCGAGUUACAAACACUGUCACUGGGGUGGUACCAUCCAGGGUCUUCAGUACCAUUAAUUAGGAAACAUAUUUGCACCAUGUUCUGUUUCAGCUUGUAAGUUGCAUUGACUUCAUUUGACUCUAGAACUUUUAUUUUAUUUUUCUGUUCUAAAAAACACAGAAAAGUACACAUAUGGACUCUUCCUCUGGGAAAGUGAAUGUAAUAUACCUUUAAAACUCUUAAGUCAGGCCUUAAAGGGACAUUGUGGCCUAAAACUACAGUUUAAUAUGCUAUUUGUUGUGUUAUGCAGUACCUUGUAGCGCAGCAUUGCAUCCCUCAGCGUCAAUACCCAUCAUGCAUUUUACAAAUACAUCAAACAGCCUAGCCACUGAUCUGUGGACUAAUAAAUACAAUAAAGCUAGAGUUAGUGUGACUCGUCAGUUCUGUCUUUAUGCAGCACAAGAUGAUAUGUAGAUAUCCAGUUAGCUACCUUGCUAACUUUAACUUUUAGCUUGUUAUUCUCCUCAUCUGAGUCAUUUCUGUUGUUUGAGUAAUCCGUUCUCUAAACUGUAAAGAUGAUUUGAAGAUGGUUGCAAUAAGAGUUGAUGAUUGAAAGCAGCUGCAGUAAGAUAUUUAGCUUAGUAGCAGUAACUUUAUCUGGCUGAGUAAUGCAGUUGCCAGCUAGCAGUAAAAACAAACAUUUUUUUAAGUUUCUCCCACCUUCAAUGUACGUCACAAGGAGGUUUUACUAGUCUUUAAACUGUAAGAUCUCUUUCUAGAGGCUGCUGCAGCACCACUGGAUAAUGUUACUGGACAUAUUUACAAAAGAUGUAGCAAUGGUUGAUUUUUUUCAGUUUAGGUGGAGUGUCCCUUUAUAUACCAUCUUGUACCUUUGGUAUAUAUUUAAAUUGUUUGUACCUGUACAGUACCCUUUUUUUCUGACAGUGUACCCAAUCUGGGAUCAGUUUCACACCAUUUAAGGGAGCAAGCCUGUCGGAGGUUAAAGGCCAUAUGUUUAGAGCUGUAAACAUGCUUUUCUCUUAAGACUGUUCGAUCACAGCACUUUAUUUCACCAUAUCACAAUCAUUUGACCAUCAGGCAGGUUUUCCACAGGUUUCAGAUAUGGUCUGCAGGAGUGGCUUAAAGCAAAAGUUGAAAAAAAAAUUGUUCAAAUGUAUAUUUAUUUGUAUGUAUAGAAUAAUUUAUCUGUGUGUGUUUGUGUGAAAGAGUGAGUAUGAGGAUGUAUGAUUUAAAUUGUGAUAUUUGAUCAGUAUUAAAGAGCUGAUCAUUAUCAUAACGUGAAGUGGCCAUUUGCUCUUGGUUGCUGUUGUGUAUGAACACGAAUCUACAGCAGCAAUACACAGUGUUUGUAAAGGGUUGUACUGAUGUUGCUUUUUGGUUGCCUUAUUUAUCUACAAUUUUUCCACGUAAUCCCUUCCACCAUUCUGACACCAUAGUAGGCCUGGGCGAUAUAAUAGGGUAUCAGCAAUGAUUGACAACCCGAUGACAAUGCUUCAGAGGAGAUAAUUGCUGUAAUGGGAAAGAGAAGUGACAGUAAACUAGAGAGCACUGUUUUAAUUUUAAAAUGACAUUAAAUAAUAUAUGUACAUACAGUUUUUCUCCUUUUACUGUUAAAACAAAUAAAUUAUUAUGGAGCAUUAAUAAGCUGUGGGCUUUCAGAUGAUGCCUUUUUAAAGCUGCACUUUGAAAGUUUGGCAUAUUUGGGGAAUUGGCAACCCCACUGGUGGAGAUAUGUAACUGCACAAGAAUGUGUGGAAGAACAUUUCGUAACGUGGGUUGUGCUGUGGUCCACAUCCCUGUCGAUAUUUUAUAUUGGUUGUGUUUAUAAAAGGAGACAGACGGUAACACUGGAAAUUAUCUCAGAAUAAUGCUUAGCCUGGUAUAUCAAACAAUAGAGGAUGAACUCUGAAGCACAAAAAGACACUGUUAGCAAAGUAACAGCUAAUAUUAGCAAAUUAGCCAGCUAACGUUGGCUAUACAGCUAAAACAACUUCACAGUUACAAGUUUUCCAAACAGAGAACAAACUCUGAAGCAAAAAAGCGUCGUUAGCCAAGUAAUCAUCAUAUUUUAGUGAAUUUGCCAGCUAACAUUAGCUGUACAGCUAAAAUAACUUCACAGUUAUGCUUAAAAUGAAGCAGGAUGUGCUUUUUAGUUGAGUUUGAUUGACAAGUAUGUAAACAGCAGAAAGAUAGGUGAGAGGACAUGAAAGACCAAGACGAGUGAUUAGGAUUUAGAAACUGACUUCUAAAAAAGUGAUUGAAAACUGUUUUUUCACAUUCCAUUUGUUGUACAGCUCUGCAUGUUCAAAAACACCCAAAACAAGCUUUUCCUUGGCUGGUGACUGGAGAGGAGGGGUCCUCGGUGUUGAUUGGUCAGCUGUGAUGGUGCUCAGUGCGAAAGUUGGCGAUUUUUCAGAGUGAACAUGCUGUUUAAACUGACAAAGCACACUGCGCAGGCUAGAGGAGUGCUUUUCAGUCGCUUUAUAGAUUGCUUUAUAGAUGUCUGUGAAAAGAAGAGCACUUGACAGAGUUUAAAAAGGCGUCAUCUGUACUCCCCCUUAGGCAGUAAAUUUUCCACUGUCUCGGCUGGGGGUUUCCCAGAGUGCUACAUACCACCUGAGGUAGUAAUCCUAAGCGUUUUCCGUUCAGCUUAACUGUCUCAAAUGGUUUAAAUGACUUGUAAAAUUAUGAAAAUAUAGCACUUCACAGUUUCUCACAGGCAACAAUAUCUCUGAAGUCCACUGGGCCCCCCCGCUACAGCAACAAAAAAAAAAGCACGUAGAUGUGGAUUUGGAAUUCAAUCUCUUCUGCAUGUUUUCUACUCUGGAGCUUCACUAGCAAGGGGCUGCAUUAGCACACAACUGGAAAAGAACCCACACCAGAAGGAGCCCUUAAAUGUGUGCGUUUGCAGUAACAACUUUCAAAAUGAGAGCCAAUAAUUUUCAGAAAAUGCUUUGUUAAUUAGUAUUACAUAAUUCAAUAUGUGCUUUUCAUUAAAUAAAAUCCAUUAAAUCAGUUCAUUUAAAAAAAAACACAAACUAAAACUGAAUACAAAAUAGGUUCAAGCUGCAGCUACGUGUGCAUGUAUGUUUGCGAGGGCGGGAAGCAAUAUUAUCGAUAAUCCUUUUUUUUUUAUAUCGCUCAGGCCUACAGGAUAGCUAGCAGCUCACUAAUGGUUGUACCCCAGAGAGUGUGUACAUAGAAAUAUAAAUACGUAUAUGAAGAAAUAUUGACUAUAUUUUAUGUGAAUUGGGAAUAUGUGGGUUUUAUUUGAUUCACUGCCCCCUCCCCCCACAAGCUGCUUGCAAGACGUAAAACUGAAUGAACUGAACCAGAUUCUUCCAAGUGUGUGCAGCUGGUUUUGCAUUACGUUUUCUUUGUACCGUACAUGUGAACUCUGUCAGAGCAAUUUUACCGAACAUGCAAAUGUAUGAAUAGCAUCAUCUUAUGAAAGUUAAGCUGUGUUUGUGUAUGUGUGGUCAGAAGAAGAUGUGUCACACCCCCUACACCCCACUCCCGAGCCCACCCCUGUAGAGACGAAGCAUGUUGUAAUUGAAAACAAUGUAUCUAUAUACAUUCAUGGACAGCAUAUCCAUUUGUUUACAAAGGAAACUUAACAGAUGGAUGGAUUGUAUGUAGGUAUGUGGGUGUAUGUGUGUGUGUGUGUGUGUGUGUGUGUGUGUGUGUGUGUGUGUGUGUGUGUGAAUGUGUUUAUGCACACAUGUGAGAGUGGUCUCCUAAAGAUAAUAAAUAGAAAAUAUUGAAGCUCUUUA
Messenger RNA from Colossoma macropomum (tambaqui), 7407 nucleotides. It is a transcript of the gene pip5k1ca, whose product is annotated as phosphatidylinositol-4-phosphate 5-kinase, type I, gamma a. The record is from RefSeq and is a predicted model, not a curated record. The transcript is spliced from 19 exons. Lineage: Eukaryota; Metazoa; Chordata; Actinopteri; Characiformes; Serrasalmidae. Gene Ontology annotation, biological process: phosphatidylinositol metabolic process. Gene Ontology annotation, molecular function: phosphatidylinositol kinase activity. The coding region runs from base 686 to 2818 and encodes 710 amino acids.